Penaeus monodon (black tiger shrimp) is the source of this 710-nucleotide messenger RNA. RefSeq names its product zinc phosphodiesterase ELAC protein 1-like. NCBI's taxonomy places the organism in Eukaryota, Metazoa, Arthropoda, Malacostraca, Decapoda, Penaeidae. The coding region runs from base 246 to 710 and encodes 154 amino acids. Gene Ontology annotation, molecular function: 3'-tRNA processing endoribonuclease activity. Gene Ontology annotation, cellular component: nucleus. The transcript is spliced from 4 exons. The record is from RefSeq and is a predicted model, not a curated record.
UAGCAACGUGUAUUUGUUUACAAACAGAGACGUCGGCUGUGGGUGACUCAAUCAUUUUCCCCCUGGCUAUUAUUGCAGAAAGAUCCUGUUCUUAUCGAAAGAUCCCUUUAAAAACAGACUUCUGAGGAUAUCUGCGGAGACACUAAGCACCAUUUUACUUCUUUAUAAGACAGGAUUGAACAUUUAACAGAUGCUGUGUGCUUGUCCAGAAUAAGAGGGGACAAAUAAGAAAACUAAGAUCGACCAUGAAACUCCACUUUCUAGGAACCGGCUCAAGCUACCCAACAACCAAGCGUGGUGUGUCAUCCUUAGCUCUACAGCAGGAUGAUGGCUCUGUUUGGCUCUUCGAUAGUGGCGAGGGCACCCAGAUUCAGGCCCAGAAAGUCGCCAUUUCGAGACAGAAGAUUAACAAGAUCUUCAUCACUCACCUUCACGGAGAUCACAUGUUUGGACUCCCUGGCCUCCUAUGCACCAUUUCAUCCCAGUUCGGCCUGACCGAGGAACAACUGGAGAAGGAAGUGCCUCGUGUUGAUAUAUACGGCCCUAAGGGUCUCAGGCGAUUCAUCUACACAGCGUUAAGCCUUUCAAGAUCUCCACUGAUUUUCAAUUAUUGUGUACACGAGGGUGGGAAAUUGCCUCACAGUUUUUCCCAGGGUGGGGGCGAAUGGCAUGUCGACCCCCAUGAACCCCGCGAACCCCACCCCAAAUGA